Plasmodium malariae is the source of this 834-nucleotide messenger RNA. RefSeq names its product fam-l protein. The record is from RefSeq and is a predicted model, not a curated record. The coding region runs from base 1 to 834 and encodes 277 amino acids. Lineage: Eukaryota; Apicomplexa; Aconoidasida; Haemosporida; Plasmodiidae. The transcript is spliced from 2 exons.
AUGAUAAAGCAAAAAAUUAUGGUGUUUUUAUUUAUUAAAAUUUUAACGUUUAUACUACUACCUUGGAUAUGUCUCUUUUGCAAUGACAUUAGCUCUUUAAAUAAAAAUUUGGUUGAAAAAUGCAGUCUCAGUAGAAAAUUACAUUCAAGAAACUAUCGAUUAUUAGCUAAAUAUAAACAGGAUAAGGAUUCAAUUAUUGAAAAUUUUAAAGAAGAAGUGCCAAAUAAUGAAUUGAAAGAAAAAAAAAUUAUAUCUAAUAUUAAAAAAGGAACAAAUAAAAAAGAUAAGCAAUCAUGUAAAAGUUCAUUAGAUAUUAAGAAACACAAUAGAAAUGUUGAGAAAAAUAAAUGUGGUAUACCUAAAACAAAAAAAUAUUUCGAUUUUGAAAAAAAAAUAUUUAAAAAACUUAAUUAUGAAGAUUACGUUAAAAAUAUCAGAAUUAUUGAAAAUAAGGAAUAUAAAGAAUUAACACGUAAAAAACGCAGAAUACGAACUGCUUUACUUUUGUUAUUUUUUUUUGUAUUGAUACUACCAAUAUUAGAUCUUUCAUUAGAAAAAAUUACAGAUGGUGGUUUGUUGGGUUUAUUAGGGUUGUUAUCUCCAAUUGGAUCUGCAGAUGCUAGAGGAACGCUUGGGGUAGAGGGACAUCUAGUUACACUGUUAAGUGAAGGUACUUGGGGUAAUAUUAAAAAAAUAUAUUUAUCAACACUUUUCUUUUAUGGAAUACCUUUCCUUCUAUUUGUUAUUAUAUUUAUAUUAGGGAUGGUUUAUUACUAUAAAAAAGUUAUAAAAUAUGAAAAUAUUAAGUUCACAAAAAGAUUAAAUAAGAAGUAA